This is a messenger RNA of Daphnia pulex (common water flea), 1564 nucleotides long. RefSeq lists its product as uncharacterized. Bases 183 to 935 code for a protein of 250 amino acids. The transcript is spliced from 6 exons. The record is from RefSeq and is a predicted model, not a curated record. NCBI's taxonomy places the organism in Eukaryota, Metazoa, Arthropoda, Branchiopoda, Diplostraca, Daphniidae.
AAGGUUAAGGAACGGACGAAAAUGGCAUAUCAAACAACAAAGAGUGGAACGUGUUAUCCCUCAGAAGAACAAGAAAGCCAGAAUUUUGUUUGCUAUCCGAACUGGAAGGGGAUAUAUAGUGAUUUGAACCUGAUGCAGAUGGAGGCGUGCAGACGUUUGUUUACAAAGUUCCAGAAACCUGGAUGGACGUCAACCUUGCAUACUUUUUAUAUCCCUCGCCUGGAUUUAAUGUAAACGGUGUAAAACCAUGGAAUUGGGGAGACAUAAGUUUAAAAAAAAGGCGUUUUCCUGAAACUUCCUAUGUGGAAUACGACGUUGUCGAUUUGUUAACGGAAACCGGCCCAGUGCCAAAUUUCGACGCCAUAAGACAGAUGGAAGGCGCUCAAGUCCAAGUAGAACAAGACGAGAUAUCUAAUACGAGACGACGGAUAUCGACGAGACAAGAAGACGAGAUAUCUAACUCAAGACGGUUAUCAAAUAAACGCACAUCUUCCGAAGAAAAAAAUUAUGAAAACCAUCCUGGCAUAUCACAGCUAGUAAAUUUGUCAGGUGACGAAGAAUCGGAAUGGGAAGGUCAAGCUGAAUCGCAUCCAAAGGCAGGAUCAUCGAAGGUAGCGAAGCGAAUUUGUGGCACUGCUGAAUUAGGUAACAAAAGUGUUCCAGAUUCUCCUAAUUCUACCCCCGAGGAGGAUUAUGAUCAUCAAUUGUCACCUAUUAAGUUAUCAAUGAAGGAAGCCUCUGCAACAGAGGAAAAUGGAGAAGCAGAAUCUCGUUAUCAACAAAAAGUCCUACAGGCUUUACGUUCAAUUUUGGAUGUACUGAAAUCAAUGCGAAAUGAAAAGGCAUCGUGCGAAACUGUGAUGAAGGAUAACAUGGAACACUUCAAAAAAGUAGUAAAGUCACAGCUUUCCUUGCCAAUCCUACUUCCAGAGUAAGUAGCUGUUCUCAACGCUGCUCUAUGUGACAUGGAGCUUUCCAUCUCUCUGUGUGCUGUUCAGAUUCAUAAUCUGAGAACAUUGGGGUCGAAAAACCAAAUCGCCAAAGCAGUCUUACUAGCGAUUUUCAGCAGAUCUCUUUGCUCUAAGAUCCAAUGGAAGAAACGAGGCAAAGAUUUAAGAUUUGCAUUUGGCCACUUGAUAAAUUUGAAUGCAGUUUUUGGAGGUUAUCGUAUAAUAAAGAUUAAGUGAAAAAUAGUUAUUAAUCUCUUAACUUUAUCCUACCUCUAGUUGUCAUUAAUAGCGUACUGGCAAUUCACAAGGGACCCUCCCUGCCUAUGUCAACGAUGACCGAAGUUAUUCAAAAAGCUCGGAGAUUUAUUGGGUACGAAUACAGCCAGUCCAUAACUAAGUCCGCGUGUGCAGCGGCAACUGAAAACCAAGUUGAUGACGAUGAUGCAGCAAUAACUAAAGCUGACAAGGAAACGAUCAUGGCUAUCGACCAACGGAUGGUGCAGUUGAAUAAAGCUCUUAUUGAGUACGAUGCGAAACACGAGCAGCCCCCCAAAAAACGUAACUCUGUGUAAUUUCUUUUCUGUAAAAUUCCACAUUAUCAUGCGAUUCUUUCG